GGUAGCUAACUUGCAGCUCAGAUAGCACGUUCUUAGACCAUGCCUUCAAUUCCUCUGGACAUUUUCAGUUCCUCCGACGGGUUCAAACUUUACAUUAAAACAUACCCUCUUGUUCCCGGCUUCGUUUUAGUUGGAUGGUAUGUCGAAAUUCCAAAUCUGAAAAGCGAUUUGCCCAACUUUAGAAACUCCCGACAUGGAACGGCGACUGAGGCGAUUCAAAGCCUAGAACACGGUGGACAACAGAUUAUCUUCAGCGAUCAUGGCAUACUUUUCUUAUCGGGUAUAUUACGCAGCGAAAAAUACUACGAAAAGGUCAUGCUCAGGAGGGACCGACAUAUAGUUUCCGAAGAAGUUGGUAUCGUUAGGGGAGAUCCGAUUGUUGCUUUUAGCAGGGCUUUCGAGCGCCUCCGGAUAGAUGAGGAUAUGGAGCAAGAUCAUACAACGUACAUCGAUCUUGUCAAUCAUGAUCUUACCAAAUCAGGCUGUUUGGAACUGAAACAUCAUCAAUGGCAAGCUUCACAUGGUCGAUCUGCUGAUUUUAACAGGAGGAAAAGACCUAGGCAUGCACAUUCAUCCAAGUGUUCGAGAAGAAAAGGCAGCUCCUACAAGGAAUGUGACGAAGUACCUGCUGUGAAACAGAAAAAGACUCGGUCUGCAGCGUCCAGAUCACACAAAUCUACACAGCGGCAGGCUCCUCAGGUCCCAGUCGAGCAAGAGCACCCUAUAAUGCCACUGACUGAGAAGAACCUUAGUGCAGUUGCCGAAAGCUAUGAUAGCCAAGUCGGUGCGCAAACUCAUAAAAGCAGACGUGAAGUCGAAGCGACACCUAGUAAAAAGUCUCGUCCGAAAUCAGGGGGCGCUAUUACAUUACAUGGCGCAGAUUCAGAUCAUGGUGUCGAAUCAAGAUAUCCUUCACCGCGGUCCCGUGCAAGAUCCGUAUCAUCUGAUUCUUAUACUUCGUCGGACUCAGGUACAAGGUCAUCGACUACAUCAUCUUCAUCCAGAUCUUCCUAUACAAGCUCCCGGUCCAGAUCAAAGGACGCCCUUAAUCUAGACAUAGCAGGCCGCGAAGUUCAUGUGCUUUUUGGAUCAGGUCGAACGCAUCCACCACCAGCUAGUGACGACGGUCAAACAGUUUAUAACAUCAAAGUAAGGGAACAGAAGAAGCGUCCAGAAUAAACCACAUCGCCGACAUGAUUCUGUGAUUAAUUCCCAAAAUGCGCCUAGGUUUCUGUCUGCCA
Messenger RNA from Botrytis cinerea B05.10, 1241 nucleotides. RefSeq lists its product as hypothetical. Bases 40 to 1179 code for a protein of 379 amino acids. The record is from RefSeq and is a predicted model, not a curated record. Lineage: Eukaryota; Fungi; Ascomycota; Leotiomycetes; Helotiales; Sclerotiniaceae. The transcript has a single exon.